Camellia sinensis is the source of this 981-nucleotide messenger RNA. NCBI's taxonomy places the organism in Eukaryota, Viridiplantae, Streptophyta, Magnoliopsida, Ericales, Theaceae. The record is from RefSeq and is a predicted model, not a curated record.
AUGGCUUCGAGUAGUAGUGCUCCAUUUGUUGUUGUAGAACAUCCUAGUUCGGAGCAGUGUAUCACUAAUUUAUGUUACUGUUGUCCAGACGACACUUGCCAAUUUGCUGUGAGCUUUCGACGAGGACCUCCAUGGCCUUUCACUACAAUCCAGAAGAAGAAAAAGCUCUAUCUUGCUCUUUUCAAUGGCAAGAAUAAUACAGAGGAUGAGAAGGUACCAAAGGGCCACAUAUCUCUGAAUCCAGUGCAUUUCAAAUCUCUUGAUGUUUCAUUGGGGGACACCAUCCUUUUGCAAGUGUUUGCUCAUCCUCCUAAUGGGUUUGAUGUAAAUGUAUUGAGAAUCAUGGUAGAAUUACUUCCGGAAAGUUCAACUCCAACUCAAAUGAUAACGGCUUCUACCCUGGGGAGAGAAUUUAGAAACACAUUCCAUCAUCAAGUUUUUACUGAAUAUCAGAGGGUGGUAUUUGCAUAUAAAGGAAGCUCAUAUGCAUGCAGUGUCGUGGAAAUUUCUCUCGGUGAGAAUGAGGGGAGUGAAUCUCUGAGGAGCACAAAGCAGGGGAUGAUCCGAAAGCGCACGAAAGUGAUAGUUGAAGCCCCAACACAAUCACUGGGUACCCUAAUCCACGGAGCUGAAACAUUUAAAAGCAUAUUUAGGGAAAGCUUCAAUAUGGAAUCACUGAAAGAAGAACAACUAUCACUUGGCAUUGGAGGUAUGACUUCCCAAUUUGCUCAAAUACUACAGUUGAAUUUGAAACGUGUAAGAGGCAUGCUACUAUAUGGUCCACCAGGUUCUGGAAAAACAUUGAUAGCACGAAACAUUUGCAAAUUACUAAAUGCAAAAGAGCCCCUGAUUAUACAUGGACCGGAUGUGUUAAAUGCAUUCCAAGGUGUAUCGGAGAGGAAAAUAAGGUCACUCUUUGAAGCAGCCAAUGAGGAUGAAAACAGAUAUGGUAAAGACGCACAGUUCAUAUCUUCAUUGUAA